CUUCUCCGAGAAGAGGUGUCUCAGCUCCAGGAGGAGGUUCACUUGCUCCGGCAAAUGAAGGAAAUGCUCACGAAAGAUCUGGAAGAGACGCACGGCAGCAAGUCAACGGAGAUCCUCUCCGCCACCGAACUCAAAGUCCAGCUGGCGCAGAAGGAGCAGGAGCUGGCAAGAGCCAAAGAAGCCCUUCAAGCCAUGAAAGCCGACCGAAAGCGUUUGAAGGCGGAGAAGACUGACCUGGUGAGCCAGAUGCAGCAGCUCUACGCUACGCUGGAAAGCCGGGAGGAGCAGCUACGUGACUUCAUCCGGAACUACGAGCAACACAGAAAAGAGAGCGAAGACGCGGUCAAAGCACUGGCGAAAGAAAAGGACCUGCUGGAACGGGAGAAGUGGGAGUUGCGCCGGCAAGCCAAAGAGGCCACGGACCACGCCAGUGCCCUCCGGUCACAGCUGGACUUGAAAGACAACCGAAUGAAGGAACUGGAGGCCGAGCUAGCCAUGGCCAAGCAGUCCUUGGCGACGCUGACGAAGAGCGACCCGAAGCGGCAUCCCUUAGCCAUGCCCGGCGAGACGGUGCUAAACGGAAAUCAGGAAUGGGUGAUGCAGGCCGACCUUCCACUCACGGCCGCCAUCCGACAGAGCCAGCAGACGCUCUACCACUCGCACCCCCAGCAUACGGUAGAUCGGCAAGCCGUCCGAGUGAGCCCGUGCCAUUCCCGGCAGCCUUCCAUCAUCUCCGACGCGUCGGCGGCAGAAGGCGACCGGUCCUCCACGCCGAGCGACAUCAACUCCCCGCGGCACCGAACGCAUUCGCUCUGCAAUGGAGAUAGUCCUGGACCGGUACAGAAAAACUUGCACAACCCAAUUGUCCAGUCUCUAGAGGACCUCGAAGACCAAAAACGGAAAAAGAAGAAAGAGAAAAUGGGAUUUGGAUCCAUCUCUCGGGUGUUUGCCAGAGGGAAGCAACGGAAAUCCCUCGACCCCGGCCUUUUUGAUGGUACUGCCCCCGAUUACUACAUAGAGGAGGAUGCGGACUGGUGACCGCCUGCCCUGCCCUCUCCCGCUUCUGGUGCGUGUGCGUGUGUGGGAGUGUCUGUGUGCGCAAGCAAACGCCGCUAGCCGAACCCAGCGGAUUGCGAGCCGUCGCCUCUUCUGCGUUGCCUCUUCUGUAACCGCUGUACAUAAACCCCCGACGAUCCUGUGUGUGAAUCCCAUUAACUGUCGUCUAUGGAGCGAUGCCAGUCGUGUUGGUGUAGCCUUCCCUGGUUCUGUUCUGGAGGGGAGAGAGGUUUCCCCGGUUUUUUUUUCUCUUCUCUCCCCCAACCCCCUUUUUCGUGUGUAUUUUCCUCCUUUUUACGAAACUUGAAAACUUGAAGGACUGCUGUGUAUUUGUAAAUAACUGAUGACGACAAAAAAAAA
Gekko japonicus is the source of this 1416-nucleotide messenger RNA. Its product is annotated as kazrin-like. NCBI's taxonomy places the organism in Eukaryota, Metazoa, Chordata, Lepidosauria, Squamata, Gekkonidae. The transcript has 7 exons. The record is from RefSeq and is a predicted model, not a curated record. The coding region runs from base 55 to 1038 and encodes 327 amino acids.